Molecule: messenger RNA, 596 nt
Organism: Paramisgurnus dabryanus
Lineage: Eukaryota; Metazoa; Chordata; Actinopteri; Cypriniformes; Cobitidae
Gene: sln
Product: sarcolipin
Cellular component (GO): membrane
Molecular function (GO): enzyme regulator activity
Source: RefSeq, a predicted model, not a curated record
AUACUGUGACCUCACUGCUGCAGGACCAAUGGUCCAAUCCGAAUCCAUUCACAUCAGUGUCUAUACUUAAAGACGUGAUCGACGUGCCCAAUAAACACACAGAUAGAUUCUUAAAUACACCGAGUAACUGACAGAAAGGCUUCAGGUGUGAUCUUCAGGUGUGCAGGACGCUGAAAACGUUUGUCUUGUCUCCAGGGUUUCAUCUGUUCCGACUGAGAUCUCUGAAAUGGAUCGAUCAGCACAGGAGCUGUUCCUGAACUUCAUGGUGGUGUUGAUCACAGUUCUUCUUAUGUGGCUCCUGGUCAAACAAUACCAGGACGCAUAAAGAGCUUCUCAUCAUGUGAUGCUGAACUACACCACUAGAUGCUGAUGUUUCUGCAAACAGAAGACUGAGCUGAACUUCAAAUGACGUCUGCUGAGCUGCUUUUCAGAAUGAUUUUAUACAAUAAAUAAAUGAAUGUUUACAGAUUUGAUCAUCUGGAUGUUUCAUUUGUAAACUGAAGGUAACCUUCAGAUGAAUGAAAACCUGAAACACUGUACGAAUUUUUAAGCCAUUAUUUAUUUACAGUAAAUAAACAUUUCUUUGGCAAUGCAAA